AAGGGCAGGCCAGGCUGGCUUUGGCAGUGACGCCAAGAGGUGCAGGAAACGCGGGCUGGCUGCGCGGCGGCGGGAGAGGCUCGGGGCUGCGGCGCCCCCGCCCUCGCCGGGAGCCCCUGAUUGGGUCCUCCCGGAUCUGCCCGCUUCGGCCCGCUCCCGGCCGGGGAAGCGAGCCCACCGAGUGCUGGCUGCCCAGUCAUCGCCCAAGAUUUAAAGCGGGCAAGUUUUGCUUGAGACCAAAGACUUUCGCUCCGAUUCUGGGAAGAGGGCAGACCUUCGAUUUGGAAGUUAAGGAGCUGUUCUUGGACUUUAGCCCACCGCAUCCUAACUGCGGCCGAGGUCCGCCCGGGGUGGAAAUGUUGUCUUCCCUUCCGGAUCACUAAAUGACGGAAGCUCUAGCCCGCCUGAGGGGGAUCAACCUCAAUUCCUGGCACGGCUUGUUCUUUGUGCGGGGGACCAGAGACCGGCUCGGGGUCCGCAGUGAGGGCUCGGGGCCGCCCAGCCGCCGCCCCUCCCCUGCCGGGCCCGCCGCCCGGCGACGCCUCCUGGCUGGAGCAGCUCUCGGACCACGGAGAGUCUGGAGUCUCUUCUGCUCGCUCUAGACCAGGCGAGGUGUCUGUGGAGCCGAGAGGGGAAGAGAGUCGCGAGGUGAGGGCACACUGGUUCGCGCGGGGAACUCCAGGACUUCAGGUCGAUUCCAGGUUGCGCUGGAAUGUUUACUUACUCCAGUAAGGGAUCAAUGCUGGAAACAUCUCUGAAGCCUUCCCAAUGUCCCACCUGUGGCCUACUACACAAAAACUUUUGACUCUUCGAGGUCAAUUCGGAACAGUUGAAGAAAUACAGGAAACUAGGUCACACUUAACUUUCACAAAAGGAAGUACAUGGAAUAGCUGCAUGAGACCCGUUGCCGACCUUAAUGAAGGAUGCCAGAGUGGAAACAUUCUGAUGUGCCAGUGUCCUUAUUCUACAGUGUCUUCCGUUCUUUUGCGAUCUUAGCACAUAUGGAAUUAAAAGAAAACAUUUUGCGAAAUAAGAAGCUCCUUUUACAUUUUUAAUGACCAACAUACAUUAAGAUGGACAUCUGUUCUACAGAAGACAAAGUUCUAUGGUCUCGAAGAAGCAAAUGCCCAUUGGACACUGAUCCUAAAUAAAAAAUGGACAUCAGAAUGUUUGUUAGUGGCAGAAGAGUAAAAAAACGUCAGUUUGUUCGGUUAUUUGCCACUUGCUUUAUACUCAGCCUCAUGCUUUUUUUGGGACCAUUUGAUAAUCACAUUGUGAGCCAUAUGAAGUCCUACUCUUACAGAUACUUCAUAAAUAGCUACGACUUUGUGAAUGCGAGCCUGUCUCUGAAGCGUAGCAAGAAUGGAGCCCCUCGCUACCAAUACUUGAUUAACCACGAGGAAAAGUGUCAAACACAGGAUGUCCUCCUUUUACUGUUUAUAAAGACACCUCCUGAAAACUACCAUCGGCGGUCUGCAAUUAGGAGAACAUGGGGCAAUGAGAAGUAUGUUCGGUCUCAACUCAAUGCCAACAUCAAAACUCUGUUUGCCUUAGGAACACCUUCUAAUCCACUGAGGAGAGAAGCACUGCAAAGGAAACUGGUUUUGGAAGACCAGAUGUACAAUGAUAUAAUUCAGCAAGACUUUGCUGAUUCUUUCUAUAAUCUUACUCUGAAAUUACUUCUGCAGUUCAGUUGGGCAAAUACCUUUUGUCCACAUGCCAAGUUCCUUAUGACUGCAGAUGACGACAUAUUUAUUCACAUGCCAAAUCUCAUUGGAUACCUUCAAAGUUUAGAACAAAUUGGUGUUCAAGACUUUUGGAUUGGUCGUGUUCACCGUGGUGCCCCGCCUGUGAGAGACAAACGCAGCAAAUACUACGUUUCCUAUGAAAUGUACCAGUGGCCCGCUUACCCUGAUUAUACUGCUGGAGCUGCCUACGUGAUCUCCAGUGACGUAGCCGCCAAAGUCUAUGAGGCCUCACAGACACUUAACUCUAGUCUUUACAUCGAUGACGUGUUCAUGGGCCUCUGUGCCAAUAAAAUGGGGAUAGUACCACAAUACCAUGUGUUUUUCUCUGGGGAAGGUAAAACUCCUUAUCAUCCCUGCAUUUACGAAAAAAUGAUGACAUCUCAUGGUCAUGUAGGAGAUCUUCAGGACCUUUGGGAGGAUGCCACAGACCCUAAAGUGAAAACGAUUUCCGAAGGUUUUUUUGGCCAGAUGUAUUGUAGGAUAAUUAAAAUAGUUCUCCUUUGCAAAUUGACCUAUGUGGACACGUAUCCUUGUAGAGCUGCCUUUGUCUAACAGUACUUGAAUGUUGUAUGUUCUUACUGUCACUGAGCCAAACCUGUAUAAAAAAAACCUUUACAUGUUUGUCUACACCCUAAAUGAAAUGAAUAUGAAAAAACAAAGAAAUAUUUUGAAAGCCCAGUCUUUCAGAAUGUUUCUUUGAUUCUAGAAGCUAUUCGAUAUCUUAUCUACUUCAUUGCCUAAAUCCAUUUCAAGGAAUUUGUAUUUAGAAAAGGUUUAUGAAAACCAAGCUAAAGGGAAAUUCAAGUUCUCAAUACCGCAUAUAUAUUUGACGUAUAGAGAAGUUAUUAAGGAGCCUUGGUAUUAGAAUAACUGCUUUUGGAAAAUACCAAGUGAAUGUAGAUAGAGUUCAACAUUUCCAAGAAAUGAAUAUAUUGUUAGAUUAGGUUUACAAGUUACUUUUUUAUUAAAGAGCACUUGAUGGAAUUUUGGGGGUAAGGGAAGGUUGGCAUAGGAGAAAUGUGAAUCUGAUAAAAGUAAGUCCCGUGUUCUUCAGAGAAGAUUUAGGAAAAUGUACAGCAAGUCCUCAAAUAACCUGAUUUUGUUAAGCAUCAUUUUGUUAUAAUGUUGAUAAAAUGUAUAGGAACUUAACUUUUCAAUUAGCCUACUGUAAAAUUGUUUCAUUAUACAUUGUUUCACCGCAGUUCCAACAAGCUAUCAACAAUGUUAAGUGAGGACUUAUUGUACACAAUUUCUUUAUAAACAGCCAAAUCAUUUAUUGUAACAUCCAUGUAGCUAUUUUACCUAGAUAGUGUUGAAGUCAUUUAAAACAUAUUUAUGUCUUUUUAUUCAAAGUUUAAUGUAAAAUUUGAGAAGUCAUUAGCUCUGCCCUAAUGAGUACUUUAUAUGGUUUUUGUUUUUUGUUUUUUUUGAUUAUUAGAAAAUGACCCAAAACUUGGGCAGUUUGUUACCUAUAGGGUCCUUCUGUAGGGAGAAAUCAUUGUUCAUUCAAACAAGCUUACUUUAGUUAAAUGAAUUUUUCAACUGGUUUUUACAUAUUCAAUAUCAGUCUGUUUUAAGGUAGUUAUUUGAAUGUAGUUUGCAUAGAGGAGUGUAAUAAUGGAGAAGACUUCAAAAGGAAAGAUAGAAUAUUAAAAGCACCUUUUCUCCAUAAUUUAUAAAAUUCUUAGCUUCUAAAUUAUUGUAAUGAUUACUAAAAUUAACCCAUCCCUCCCCAAUAAGGUCUCAUAAACCAUAGUCCUUUGUUCCAAGUUCAAUUUUAAAAUUGAAAGUAUUAACCAUCACAUCAAAGCGAUAGUAUCUUUAAAAAUCUAUUCUUUCAUCAAAAUAAUUAUCAGAGGUAUUGUCAACUUUUAAAUAUUUCAAAUGUGAAGGCAGAAUGAAAGAUAGAAAAGUUGCCAGAAUGAGGUUUAAAGCAUUUCUAAAACCGCGAGUGUUCCUUAUAAUCAAAGAGAUGGCUGAGAUCUAGUAGCAUAAGUUACAUUUAUUUUAUAAAGCAGGAUAGAAAUGUGGCUAAGAUGCAAACAACUUCCCCUCACUACAGAAAGUACUAGGUGAUGUCUAUUAUGGGGAUUAUUUGAAGGCCAAAAUAGUGACUUCAGCAAAAGCAGUUGAACUGAUUAUAGAACCUUUGUCUGCAGAGGUGCCUAUUAGGAAAAACUAAGAUGUUUAAUGUAAUUAGAUGAUGUUUGAAACAUGAGAAACAAAAUAACUGGAAAAGAAUUCUCAGUAAACACAACUUGAUGAUGACAUAUAUAAUUUUUUGGAGGUAGCUUUUUAAUGUUUACAGACUUUUUGUUUUUUAUCUAUUUUGGAAAUUGAGGCUUGUUUACAUUGAUUGCUCAGAUAAUUUAGAAUUUUUAGCUAAUCUCAAAACUAGUGUCAGCCAUUCUACUUUGUAAUUACUUUCCGAGUAGGUUCUGGGUUUUUAGAUCAUUACAUUCUAAAUGUUCUGACCAAUUAAAAAAAACUGUAGAGAACAAAAUCGCAUUUUGACAAAGUAGAUUGAUAACUACUUUGUAUUAGUUGAUUCUUUAAUAACCGUUUGUCUUUUGGCCGUACAUACCCUGUGUAUCUAUACUUGUAACUGUUUAAAUUCAUUAUUGAUUGAAAACAUCAGUGUUUCUCUGGCCAUCGAAAUGAUCUUGUUUACAGCAACCCUUUUAUGAAAAUUACUUAUUUGUGAAAGUGCUCUCCUCAACUGUGUUCAUCUUUUUAUUUUUGCUUAGAAUAGAAUGGACAGAUUUAAAUGUAAAGGAAAGAUGAAGGCACUUCCUUUUUUAAUAAGGAAAUUGCUAGAUGCUUCCUUCAUCAGACUUCAAGUACUGAGAAGAAUAUAUUGUACAUACAGUAAAAGGAUUUCAACCUUUUAAAAAGGAAGGAAAAAGCUUUUUGGUGCUCCAAUGUAGGAUUGUCUUAAAAAUCGUAAACAAAGGGAAAAUAAACUAUCAGCCUGGACGGUCACUUGAGUAGAAGACAGUUGUACACAGUGUUAUUGCUAAAACCUUUUUACCUCUUGGUUGGUUUGCAUCUUUUUUCCAUAUUAUUAAUUUUAUACCAAAAUGUUAGAUAUUUAUAUUAUUUGAAUUUUGCUCUUAUAUGGCAAAAUAGUGGUUUUUAAAAAAUAAAUCUGUGAUUUCCAAUAAACAACUUGAAAUUGUCCACA
This is a messenger RNA of Rhinolophus ferrumequinum (greater horseshoe bat), 4932 nucleotides long. It is a transcript of the gene B3GNT5, whose product is annotated as UDP-GlcNAc:betaGal beta-1,3-N-acetylglucosaminyltransferase 5. The record is from RefSeq and is a predicted model, not a curated record. Gene Ontology annotation, biological process: brain development. NCBI's taxonomy places the organism in Eukaryota, Metazoa, Chordata, Mammalia, Chiroptera, Rhinolophidae. Gene Ontology annotation, cellular component: membrane. The transcript has 5 exons. Bases 1155 to 2300 code for a protein of 381 amino acids.